AUCCUCCCUGGACGUCUAUCCUGUGCUAGCUUUGGGAACAACCAGUCAACACUGAAACCAUCUGGGACGGUUCACUUGCUGUCGACAGCAGUCCACUUUGGCUGGUUGGCUCUUGCUUCUGAUCCGGUUCGAACCACUUCCACACUUUGUGGCCCUCGUUUGGUACAGUUGUGUACGAGUUCCAGCAACAAGCGUCGUCGGUUGGUGUCCGAAUAGACUGCAACAUCGUUGUGUUAUCGACUCCUGACCGGCUUUGACCAAGGACAGUUGUAUCAGGUUGGAAAAAGGACAGGCACGGCUUCAUCAGGACUGCAAAAAGACAUUGGAAGACGAGACUUUGGAUACAUGACCUCCUGGUGCUUGUCGACACUGUCAGAGUAUUUGCAGAAACACAAGAACUCGCUGUGGUUGCUUUCUCGCCAAGAGGCAAGUUGUCUAGAGACAUAUGGCAGACCACGAUCCUGACGCGACGCCGAGGGCGCUGAGAGUGAUGAACUCAAAUUGGAGCGACGACAGCACGAGUCAAUCUUCCCAAAUUACAACGGCAAAGAGUCGACGCUUCUCACUUCGUUCCAUCUCGGGUUCUUUAUCCUCACUCUGGGCAAAGGAAACUCUCUCUCGCUCGCACACGGAUUCUGACCAAGACUCGUCUUCCUACGGUUGCACCUCCCUUUCAGCCCGUCCCUCAAGCCAGCACGCCAAUCUCAACCCUGUACCAAGAAGAUUUCCCAUCGACGACGAAGACAAGUCAUCGACCUCACGCUCCUGCUCAUCUUCCGUCGCUCAUCUACGUGCAAAUCGCUACAAGAUCCGCAGGACAGCAAGUAACAGAACAUCCACUGACUAUCCUGACCGGUCAAGACAUUUUGCACAAUCACCAGCACUACGAAGGAAGUCUCGACGUUCUCCCGCUGCUCGGCUUCCCUUACACUCAAACCCAAGUCGAGGCAUUUUUCGGCGCGUCUUUUCGAAAGUCAUGGCAUCCAACGACAACCUCACAAAUGGAAAUCCUCAUGAUGAAAAUCUGCCAGUCGGUGAUUCUCCGUCUCCAUCUCACACCAACAGAAACGGUUUUCCAAACGUCGCGUCUCUCAACAGCAUCCUAGCCUCUGGUUCUGUCGAAACUGGUGAACCUAGCAACGCCUACCAGGGAACACCUAACCAGCAUCAUGCACGUUCUGGCCGACUCAGUCAGGUCAGCAAUUCAAGCGCCGCGACCAGUGCAACUUCACCUACCAGCGUGUUCAGUCUGCCGUCUGGCCGUCAAUAUCAUAACGCCCGAAACACGAAUCCACUCUAUGCUCCACCCCCUUCUCUCCACGAACGACCGCCAUCCAUCUCAGCUUCUGAGAGGUCCGCCAUUAGAAGAGGCGUGACGAGUAUUGAUCUUGCGCGGAUUCCGCUCCUGACGGCUAUAACGGUCGACUCUCAAGCUUUCAAAGCACACGAGGAUGGUCCAAAGUACAGGGCUACGGCUUACGCGAUCUUCAACAUCACAGCUCUAAAGCAAAAUCCUCUCAUAGCAACUGAGGGAUAUCAACCAAUGCAAAACUACCCAGGAACCUUGCUCGACAUUAAGAUUGGGACCGAGAUAUCGGGCCCUGGCAUUAAGCUAGGCGAGAUGGGUGCCCAGAGAUAUGCCAUGCUCAAUACGGGAGACUGUUGCGCCAUCGUCGUCCGAAUUGGUAUCAGAGAGGACAGUUUGGCUUCACGCCUGUCCACGUCGCUUCGUUCGCGCAACGGCAAUCUCGAGAAAUCGACCUCGGCGGUCCUGAUCGAUCAUUUUCUUGAUGUCCUUAAAAUGGACAAUAACAAGCACGACGAACCAGUUGUCGUCUCGGCAAUCAUCAAGUACAGACACAACUUCCUGCCCGAAGCCACAUUGUUGGAGACGAGGGCUUCGUGCACGAUCAAGACAUUUGAGAAUACCCGAAUCGAAACUGCCUUCCAAGCUGCAAAACGUGGUAAGGCACGAGCUCGAGGACCAGAAAGCAUCAUCAAUUCCAGCGACGAUCUGUCCCUGGACGCCCCCCUCGCCACCGCUGUCGUGCGUGCUCUUGACCCCGGCGUUGACGCUGUUGACAUGGUCACUAUUGAACGUGUGGCUGGCCAGAAGGGCCCCUCGAUCCCACCCACUGACGCCUUGAAGUUGAUCGAGGACUUCCGUGUUGCUUUCGUGUCGGCCGCAGACAAUCCAGACCUUGGAAGUCUGGAAGACUUCUACAGCAAGGCCCUUGCGGGCGAUCGCGUCGUGCCGGGUGUUCGCUCUCUCCGCCAUCGGGCGAGAGGCGUGAUCAAGAAGCUCUCGCCGCGAAAGGCGACCAGUUAGGAACAUGGCAGCGAUGCCGAUGCCGACCAGGGGGCCGAUAGGGCUGCCCUGGUCUGGCAGCAUAUGAGAGAGAAUUCCGGGCUGAGCGACGACGAGGAUAGUCGUGGGUUGGCGUACUGGGGACCACCAUGGCUAUAGAUAGCCGAAUUCGAUUCCAUUCCCCAAGACUUCGUUUGUUGCCUUUUACAUUCGUGUUGGCCUUGGAAGUGCCUCCCGUAGCAUUAACCUUUAGGUGUUUCCUUGAAAGCCACACUUACGCCCUGUUUUUCGGCUCAUCUUUGACGCUCUUGGCAGUAUGAAUCCCA
Molecule: messenger RNA, 2634 nt
Organism: Exophiala viscosa
Lineage: Eukaryota; Fungi; Ascomycota; Eurotiomycetes; Chaetothyriales; Herpotrichiellaceae
Exons: 2
Coding region: 446-2329 (627 amino acids)
Source: RefSeq, a predicted model, not a curated record